CACCAAAUGCCCAGCGGCACACGCGGACACAGUGUCAAAUAAAUAGCGCGCACCCACAGCGUCUUACACGCUUGUAUAAAAUAGCCAAGAUGGAUUCUUCUACCGACAUGUUUGCCAUGCUUGUUUUCUCAGACUAUUCGCUUUUGGGAACUCGAAGCAAGAGUUCCCUCGUUGUUUGUUCCUUACUCUUUUGAUACCGUUCUGGUUCUUCUCUGGCCACACAACUAACUGUCUUGCCUUACACCCAAUUCCCUCGUCUUCGUCCAAGAUACGCGGCUCCUGUUAUGGCUAUGGAGCCCAAAUUUAAACAAGAGAUCCAACAGAUGAUGUACAUUGCAGGGGAACCACAAGAUGUCUCAGUACAGACCACCAAGCUCAUUGAGGACAUCAUCCGAGAACAAGUCAUCCACCUGCUGAAAACAGCCAGCGACCUCGCCGCCCGCCGCGGCUCCCGCGUCUUCUCCAAUAACGACCUAAUAUUCCAAGUCCGCCACGACAAAGCCCGCGUCGAACGUCUCCGCAUCUUCCUUACCUGGAAAGCCAUCCGCAGAACCGUCAAAGACUCUGACGAAAAAGAAGGCUUCGUCGACGAAGCCGACAUGGAAGAAAACGUCGCCGCUCCUACAGACGACGCACCUGCCGGCGGCAAGGCCAGGCUACCUACCGUCACACUCCCAUGGGACGUGGCAUCCUAUUUUUCCGAGCAAGUCACUGAGGCGAGCCAGGAGGAUCUGGUGGACAUCACCAGCAGCGAGGCCGCGCUGGAGAAGCUGAGGAGGAAUGAUGACCGGACGAGGGAUAUGACUGUUGCGGAGUACGCGACGUGGUCAGAGUACCGUCACGCGUCGCUGACCUACCGCAAGGCCAAGAGGUUUCGAGAGUGGUGUGGGUUGGGCGUGAUUGCAGAGAACAAGCCCAAUGACGAUGUGAUGGACAUUCUGGGGUUCUUGACGAGUGAAAUGGUACAGAACUUGACUGCGCAGGCACUCAGGGUCCAAAAGCAAGAGGCGAUUUGUCUCGGCAAGGGGACGGCGGUAGCUAGGGAAGAGAGGGGCUUGGUGGCGGGCUUGGGUGGGUUAUUCGCUGAACCGGAGGGUCUUAGGAAGGCGGUUGACGUGAGGCAUGUCCGGAUGGCGUUCCAGCAGUUGCAGGGGAGACCGAAGAAGAGUCGGACGUUGUUGAAUGGAACCAGACUUUCGCAGCCAUCUACGUUGAGACUUCUAUAAUCUCAUUGCAUGCUCUUGAUGGAUGCUUCCUUUUCUGUUCGGGUUCUUAGAAAGUUAUACGGUCGUAGCAAGGUUUAAAUCCAAACUGCUGCCGUGGGACAUGAGAAUCGAUUCUGAAAUGUCUCACUAUUACCACCUCCCUAAAUCCGUGCUAGGUAACACUGAUCUAACAAAUUGACAGCCUUGCUGCAUAGUCCAUGGAGAAAAUGUCAUCUCCGUCAAUUGCCUCAAUUGAUUUUAGAAGUGUGCUUCUCUCUGGUGUUUUGAUCACUGAACUCGGAAUUUGGGUCUGUAACAGUAACACCAUGGAGCACGG
Molecule: messenger RNA, 1542 nt
Organism: Colletotrichum godetiae
Lineage: Eukaryota; Fungi; Ascomycota; Sordariomycetes; Glomerellales; Glomerellaceae
Product: transcription initiation factor IID, 18kD subunit-domain-containing protein
Exons: 4
Coding region: 285-1226 (313 amino acids)
Biological process (GO): transcription by RNA polymerase II
Cellular component (GO): SAGA complex
Molecular function (GO): protein heterodimerization activity; transcription coregulator activity
Source: RefSeq, a predicted model, not a curated record